Haliotis rubra (blacklip abalone) is the source of this 3392-nucleotide messenger RNA. RefSeq names its product delphilin-like. Lineage: Eukaryota; Metazoa; Mollusca; Gastropoda; Lepetellida; Haliotidae. The transcript is spliced from 23 exons. Bases 60 to 2648 code for a protein of 862 amino acids. The record is from RefSeq and is a predicted model, not a curated record.
UCAAGCAAAGGGUUGAUUUUCUGUUGACAUCGAAGGAGAGAUCUCACCUAAAGAGAUCAAUGCAGACCUAUGAAGUGACGCGAGAUGUGGUGGAGCUUGAAACAAGUCUGUCUGAAAUUCUGGACACACCAUCAAAGAGGACUUUGUGGAUGUUUGUGAUCGCCCGUCUGCCUCCUCAACAUCAGGAGUUCUGUAUUCACCGAAUCAGUCUGCCUCAACACAUCCUGCUGGAGGUUUUGCGAACACAGCAGAAAAUAAACGGCCAUGGGCAAAUGACAGCAAAUGGUCUCCAGCAGGCUGGGUGGGAGACCCACAUCGGGACGUCUGCCCGUCUGCCCGCUUCCUUCCAGCAGCAGAUCGAGUUCCUGCUCACAUCACAGGAGCGGAUACAGAUCAAGCGCUCCCUCCAUAUGUAUGAAGACAACAGAGAUGUGAAGGCUCUGCUGAAUGAGCUGGAGGAGAUGCUGGACACGCCAUCCAAAAAGACAUUGUGGAAGUUUAUCCUGCCAUUGCUGACAACGUCGCACCAAGAUAUUGUCAAACGCAGACUUGACUUCCGACAGCAGUACAUAACCAGUCAGAUUUCUGACUCAGCAAUGGAUUCCUACAUUGGUCCACCUGACGAUGACCUUCAUGAUGACCUUGCAGUUCAGGAGGAGAUUGAGAUCGGGUCUGGGAAAGUCCAUCAUCGUCAGGAGGAAUUGUCAUUGUCUGAUGAUGAGGAACAGACCAGUUCAGCUUCUUCUGAAUCUAUCGAGUGGCGACCAAAAUCCAAAGAUCACAAGGAGAGGUCUGAGCGUGCCCUACUGCGGGAGUUGGAGCAGACGAGGAAGGCUGUGCAAGAUGUCAGGGAGGCACUUAUGAGCCGGACGGUUCUUAUUGCAGGUGAUUCUAAUGGCAGUCCCCUGUUCGCAAAUGGAGAAUCUCCAGACUCGAAGCGAUUUGUAACUGUUAUCCCGAUCGGGUACCAGGAACAGGUAAAGCAUAGUUCCCAUGGCAACAUCCCAAAUGGAGUGUCCACAGAGGUAAAGAUUCAUAAUAAUGUGAGCCACACCACCUCAAAUGAAUCGUCGCAGAGCUCUGUCGGCAACCAUGUGUUUUAUAGUACAGAUGAAACGGACUAUCACACAGAUAGGGACUUAUCCAGCUACUCUGGGGACACGUUCAACCAGAAGGCCAUGGUGGCCCUGAAGGAACUAGAUGCUGUGAUGGCUGCUGAGGCAGAAGAACUCGAGCGACCCGUGGUCAACAAGAGUCAUCAGACUAAUGGUGUUUUGGGCCCCAGGACCAAUAACAUUACCAUAGUGACCAAGAGUGACCAGGCUGCAGUCAAUGGGGUUGUGUCGAGGUCAGGGAGUAGUGUAACUGCCCAGAACAACCGAGUGUCCAGAUCCAGUAGUAAUGCCACAACUCGGAAUAGUACGUUUGCUGCACCAGCACAAGCACCACCACCACCGCCGCCCCCCCCGCCGCCACCACCACCACCUCCUCCACCACCACCAGGUCCCAGCAGUAAGAUAGAGCCGGGCGGCAUGAACGUGAAGAGGAUCAACUGGGAGAAGCUGGACAACAACAUUGUGGAGAACACAAUAUGGAGAAAUGUCAAUAAAGACAAUGCUUCCCUGGAAAAGAUGGUCAAGCAUAUGGAGCUGGAAAAUCAGUUUAGUACCAAGAUGCAGAAAACACAUUUUCAUGAGAAGCGACAGGAGCUCUGUAUUCUUAAUCCAAAGAAAGCCUACAAUGUGUCCAUUCUGAUGGGUCACCUGAAGAUGACCGGAGCCAAGAUGAAGGAGGCCCUGUAUCGGAUGGAUGAACACAUCUUGACUCCGGAGCUCAUUAAACAACUCCUGGCUUACUCUCCGAAUGGGACAGAGAUGGCCAGCUAUGGUGAUUUCAAGGGAGACAUUGAAGAUCUUAGCAAACCUGACCAGUUCACGUAUGAGAUGAGCAGGAUUCCAGGGUACCAAUCGCGACUCCACGCUAUGCUGUUCAAGACAAACUUUGAGGAGAAAAUCUCUGAAAUGAAGGAGAAUCUGCAUUUCAUCAAGACAGCAUCAGUAGAAAUGAAAGAGAGCAAGAAGUUGGCAAAGAUUUUAGAGCUGAUCCUGGCGAUGGGGAACUACAUGAACAAGGGCAACCAGAGAGUUGGAGAAGCAGCUGGCUUCAGAGUCACCUUCCUCACACAGCUGGACGUUACAAAGACAAGCGACAACAAGCUGACCUUCCUCCACGUACUGGUGGACACCAUCAAGACCAAGUUCCCGGAGCUCAUCACACUCAGCGAGGAAAUUAACUCAGUUUCUAAAGCUAGUAAAGUGUCCAACGUUCUGCUCCAGCAGGAGUUACUGGAUCUCAGAAAGGCAGUACAGGAAAUCUCCAGCACCCUGGAGAAGAUGAAGGGGCACCAACCACCUGCCGGCAUCACCGACAGAUUCAAUGACGUCAUUGGUAAAUUCAUUGGGCGUGCCACCAGUGAGGUGCAGUCGAUGUCCCGUCUUCAGACUACCGCCAUGGAGGCGUUCCACGACAUGGUGCAGUACUUCGGGGAGGAUCCCAACAAGAUGGACACAAGCGACAUGUUCGGAAUAUUCAACCAGUUCGUUAUUAAGUUUGAGAAGGCACAUCGAGACAAUUUGCAGCGUCACUGACAUUAGCCGCCACUCACUUUUGCCACAACCCUGCACAUUUGAUAUGGCCUCACGUUUGAGUUGAUCUGUUGAGCUUCAGCAUGUGAACUGUACCAAACACGUCCAUCUAUGUUGGCAGUGCACAGGAAAGCCAUCUAUGUAUGUCUUUGAUUGUAGUUGGUGUACAGGAAAGCCAUCUAUGUAUGUCUUUGAUUGUAGUUGGUGUACAGGAAAGCCAUCUAUGUAUGUCUUUGAUUGUAGUUGGUGUACAGGAAAGCCAUCUAUGUAUGGCUUUGAUUGUAAGUGGUGUACAGGAAAGCCAUCUAUGUAAGUACACUGUACCCAGUGUUCAGGAAUGCCCCAGCAUGACAAUUCCGCCAACACAGGAAUAUCGACACCACGGGUCAUCUCCAAACUACAGCUUUAUCUGGAGUAUGUCAUGUAUGAUAGCUUGAUUUGGGGAAAUAACAAGCUAGUACCAGAUUUUCACAAGUCUCAGAAAAGGUACUAAUAGCUUUUUUAUCCUUGGAACUCUUGUACAGACCCCCUUUUUGACAAAGGAAUCCUAGCACUAUGAUUAUCGUAAUAUUUGUUACAUACUGAACAUGUUUAGUUAUAGCAAAACUGCUUCUGAGAAUUGCAUAAACAGUGUUAGACAUUUUAUAUAAUGUGUCGAGGGACCCAUGCAGUUUUCUGUUUUAAUACUUGAAUUAGAAGUGAGUGAGUGAAUUUAGUUUUACGCUGCACUGAGCAAUAUUCCAGCUA